This is a messenger RNA of Myripristis murdjan (pinecone soldierfish), 5884 nucleotides long. RefSeq names its product SNF2 histone linker PHD RING helicase (gene shprh). The transcript is spliced from 30 exons. Lineage: Eukaryota; Metazoa; Chordata; Actinopteri; Holocentriformes; Holocentridae. The record is from RefSeq and is a predicted model, not a curated record. Gene Ontology annotation, molecular function: ATP binding; DNA binding; ubiquitin protein ligase activity. Bases 221 to 5290 code for a protein of 1689 amino acids. Gene Ontology annotation, cellular component: nucleosome; nucleus. Gene Ontology annotation, biological process: nucleosome assembly; DNA damage response; protein polyubiquitination.
AAUGGCGUACAGCAACGUCCAAGUCGAAAAAAUGAAGUGUGUUUUGCAGCAUUUCGGCAUGAUUAUGCAACAUUAAUGAGGAUGCCCGCUGCCGGAAAAUCCCAAAGAAUAACAAGAAGAUGAUGGUGAUGAUGAUUAUCCGGAGUUGCUGAAUAAGGACCUGCUGUGGUGCGGCGGUAGAAGCCGGGCGUCUUUGUACAAGGCACAAAAAAAAAUCAAAAUGAGCAGCAGGAGAAAGAGGGCUCCCCCAGUCCGGGUGGACGAGGAGGCCAAGAAGAGGCUGAACUGGAACAUGCUGGAGGACCGGAGGAACGAGGUGCUCCAGGACGAUGAUGAGACACCGACCUGCUCCCUCCUUCCCAAUGUCCCCGCCCCCGUCCGCUCCCUCCUCUCCAUCAGCGAGGACGACAUGGAGGCCAGCAGCGCCGGCUCCAUCCGGUUUGCCGACCGAGGAGAGGAACUCCCAGGCAUGUCAUCGGACGCCACCUCCGGCUCAGCAUCCCUGGCGCUCACAGUGGUGCCGGUGUCCAAGCUGGGACACAUGUGGAAGUCCCUGUUAGGGGAGUUCAGCGUCCGGCCGGCUUGGCUCCCCCUGGGCUGUGAACAGAGAGCUUUCACCCUCCACAGGAUCGGGGACCAGCUCUGUCUCAGUUACGCCAGCCUCGACGAGAGCUCAGGGCUGCAGCUGAAGCCUGCUCAGGACACCUGCACGGCAGAUUGCAGCCUCACCAGGAUCCCGCUGGAGGACCUGGACUGGUUGCAGAAGAGGAGGGUGGUCCAGCUCUGCCACCAGAUGAAAGAACAGUCAGUCAAGGUGGGGAUAUACCUGCUGGAAGCCGGGCUGGGCAAGCCGGAGUUCCUCAGCGAGGGAAAUGCUCGGCUAAAGAAAGCAAAUCAGCUAAUGCAGAAGUUAAUGGAGUAUUUCUAUGAUUUCAUUAUCCCUGAGGUGGUAGAGAACGAGGAGGAGGAAUGUGACACCGAUCUGGAGAGGCAGAAUGUCGAGGAGCUGUACGAUUAUGUCAGACAUCUGCACCAGAGGGAGAGCCAGGAGCUCACCUAUGACGUCCAGCACAAGGCUCUCAUACCUGUGCUGAGGCUGUAUCAGAGCCAGGCUGUCAACUGGAUGCUGAGGAGAGAGAAAUACAGGAACAAUUCCCCUAAAGAGCAAUCGCUGCAUUUUCUCUGGCGGGAGCUGGUCACUUUGUGUGGAAAGAAGUUGUAUUAUAACCCUUUCACUGGCUGUCUGAUCAGGGAAUUCCCCCUAGCCGGCGUGGAGUGGCCCGGUGGGAUUCUGGCUGAUGAGAUGGGGCUUGGGAAGACGGUGGAAGUCCUGGCACUCAUCCUGUUUCAUACCCGCCAGGACCUGGAGCAAGAGGCCCUCACCCUGCCUGUGGGAAAAUCUGUGAAUUAUUUCAUACCUCCUCCACCACUCAAAAGAGAGGAAAUCAUCCGCUGCAAAGCCGAAGCUCAGCCUAAAAUGAAAAUAUCCUACCCAACUGUGCGGGUCAUGCUGCUCACUGCAAUAAAGGAGAUGAGAUCUGGCAAAGGAGCUUCUGUCAACGCUAUCUUCACCUACAUCCGUACCACUUAUCGUUACGACCUCUUAAAGAACCGCAACCACAUCAGGAAGACCCUGGCGAAGCUGAUAGACGAGGGCCUCGUUGACCGGGUCAAAGGUCGUGGUUUGGCGGGGUCAUUUAAGCUCGGAAAGAACUACAAAGAAACGAAGAAGACAUCGGCAGGGGCAGCCAAGUCUAAUAACAAAAACAAAGAGAGCACACCCAGGAGAACGUCUCAGAGGCGAGCAAAGGAGAAGGUGGCUCAAACAGCCUCACACAGCUCUCCCACAGAGGAUCUAAAAGAUCUGAACUCCCCGACAUCUGACUGUCCUGUACUAGAGGAAGCAGAAACAAAGAGGGAAUGGGAUGAAAGCCUAAAUGAGAGAACAGAUCAAUCGCAUGACAUCCUGGAUACUUCAAAAACCCGACUGCCUGUUCCCACAGCACACCCCCAAAUUGAAAGUGACGAAGCGUUUAAGGUGUCCCAGGAUAAAAGCGACUCAGACGUGCAAGAAACGGAGGGAGUAGAUGAUCGGAAAACGGAGAGAGCGGAUGAUCUACCUGAAGAAAGGGGAGAGGCUCCACGGCUCGAUCUGCAAGAGGAGCCGCCACCCCCCACCAGGGCAUCUGUGGUCCCUUUCAACACCCCCGACUACCGCUUCGAGUGCAUCUGCGGCGAAUUGGGCAUUAUCGACUACAAGGCCCGUGUGCAGUGCAUGAACUGCCAGCUGUGGCAACAUGCGGAGUGUGUCAACUACAAAGAAGAAAACCUCGAAACCACCCCUUUCUACUGCCCCCACUGCCUGGUAGCCAUGAAACCCGUGUCCACCGGUGCCACCCUCAUCAUCUCCCCGAGCUCCAUCUGCCACCAGUGGGUGGAGGAGAUCAACCGGCACAUCAGCUCCUCCUCACUCCGAGUGCUGGUUUACCAGGGAGUGAAGAAGCACGGGUUCAUCCAGCCACACAUGCUGGCCGAGCAGGACGUGGUCAUCACCACCUACGACGUGCUGCGGUCGGAGCUCAACUACGUCGACAUUCCCCACAGUAACAGCAAGGACGGGCGCCGCUUCCGCAACCAGAAGCGCUACAUGGCGGUGCCCAGCCCCCUGGUGGCUGUGGAGUGGUGGAGAAUCUGUCUGGAUGAAGCUCAGAUGGUUGAAUGCACCACGGCGAAGGCUGCAGAGAUGGCCCUGCGUCUUGCAUCUGUUAACCGCUGGUGUGUCAGUGGCACUCCUGUCCAGAGAGGCUUAGAGGAUCUGUAUGGCCUCGUACUUUUCCUGGGAGUCGACCCGUACUGGGUGAAACACUGGUGGGACCAGCUGCUUUACCGCCCCUAUCGGCGCGGAAACACUGAGCCUCUGUACAACCUGAUUGGUCAAUUACUAUGGCGGUCAGCUAAAAAAGAUGUCAUUGAUCAGAUCCAGAUCCCCCCUCAGACAGAGGAGGUGCACUGGCUGCACUUCUCCCCUGUAGAGGGUCACUUCUACCACCGCCAGCACGAGGUUUGCUCCCAGGACGCCCUGGUCAAACUCAGGAAGAUCUCCGAUUGGAGCCUGAAGCUGGGCAGCCUCGACCGGCGCACUGUCAACACCAUCCUGUGCCCGCUGCUGAGGCUGCGCCAGGCCUGCUGCCAUCCACAGGCUGUGAGGGGGGAGUUCCUGCCUCUGCAGAAAAGUACCAUGACGAUGGAGGAGCUCCUGAAGUCCCUGCAGAAGAAAUGUCGAGUGGAGUGUGAAGAAGCUCACAGACAAUUGGUGUGCGCUCUCAAUGGCCUGGCUGGAAUCCACAUCAUCAGAAAUGAGUUUGUGGAGGCCACGGAGAUGUAUAGAGAAGUGCUUCGCUCAUCAGAGGAGCACAAAGGCAGACUGAAAACCGAUUCUUUACAGAGACUACAUGCUACCCAUAACUUGAUGGAGCUGCUGAAUGCAAAGCAUCCUGGGAUACCUCCUACACUGAGAGAUGAUCGAUUGAGUGAGGAGGCAGAGCAGCUGCGCCAGCACUACAUGACCAAAUACAACUCGGAGGUGUCCGACGCCCAUCAGGCUCUGCAGCCCGUGCUGCAGAACAUCAGAGAGCUGAAGCGCAAGGUCAACCUGAAGUCUCCCUGGUGGCUGGAUGUUAUCCAGAAAGCAAUCCGCUGCUCCAUCGACGACGACCUGGUGUCCCGCAUCCAGAACGAGCUGACGUCCAGCUACAAACAGCAGGCCAACAAGUUCUCCAUGGCUGACAAGUUUCGUGAUGGCCAUGGUCUGCAGUUCCUGCUCACCACACAAAUGGAGGAUCUCAUGAAAUCCCAGAAGACCGUGCAGGACGCAGUGAAGCGGCUUGAAGGCCCCGCUUCGAAAAAAGUGAUCGACGAAGCCACCAUUUGUCACCUGAGGCCCGUGCGCCUCCCACUCAAUAAUUGUGUUUUUUGCAAAGCCGACGAGCUUUUCACAGACUAUGAGUCCAAGCUGUUUUCUCACACGGUGAAGGGUCAAACAGCGAUCUUUGAGGAAAUGAUUGAGGACGAGGAGGGGCUGGUCGACGAUCGCCUUCCCACCACCAGUCGUGGUCUGUGGGCCGCCAGUGAGACUGAGCGAACCCUGAAGGCCAUCCUGUCGUUUGCCAAGGCCAAGCGCAUGGACCCAGAGCUGGUGGAGGAGGGCAACAUUUUCAUGGAGCUGUUUGAGACGUGGAAGAAAGAGUACAAGGUGCUGCAUGAGUACUGGAUGGUGCUGCGGAACCACGUCUCAGCCAUCGACGAGUUGGGUAUGGCCACCGAGAGACUGCGUGUCCGCCUGCCCGACGAGCCAAAGCCCAAAGUGCUUCACAUCAUAGAGCCACACGAGGUGGAGCAGAACAGAGUCAAGCUCUUGAACGAUCAAGCAGUGGCCAAGUCUCAACUCCAAAAGAAGCUUGGCCAGUUUCUGUACCUCACAAAUCUGGAGAAGUCCCAGGACAAGGCAACUGGAGGACUGAACCCGGAGCCGUGUCCCAUCUGCGCUCGGCCCCUGGGACAAGAGUGGGCCGUGCUGACCUGCGGCCACUGCUUCUGCAACGAAUGCAUCGCCAUCAUCGUGGAGCAGUACAGUGUGGGCUCACGGCGCCGCGCCAUCAAAUGUGCCAUCUGUCGGCAGACCACAUCACACACCGAGAUCUCGUACGUGUUCACCGCCCAGGCCUCCAGCCAGGACCAGGACAUCCCCGUCAAGGGAAGCCACUCGACCAAAGUGGAGGCCGUGGUGCGAACGCUGAAGAAGAUUCAAGUGACCGACCCCGGGGCCAAGUGCCUCGUCUUCUCCACGUGGCAGAGUGUGCUGGAUAUCAUUGCGAAGGCUUUGUUCGACAACAACAUGGAAUUCUCUCAAAUCAAUGGCAUUCACAAAUUCCAGGAGAAUCUGAGCUCUUUCAAAUACGAGGAGAAGAUCAACAUCCUGCUCCUGCCUCUCCACACGGGCUCCAACGGGCUGAACAUCAUCGAGGCGACUCACGUGUUGUUAGUGGAGCCCAUCCUCAACCCCGCUCACGAGCUGCAGGCCAUCGGCAGGGUGCACCGCAUCGGCCAGACCAAGCCCACAUUUGUUCACAGAUUCCUCAUCAAAUCCACCAUUGAAGAGAGAAUGCAGGCGAUGUUGAAGACAGCUGAGAAAAGUCACGGCAGCACAGCCAUGAAGCACUCGGAGGCCGCCGUGCUGACAGUGGCCGACUUGGCCGACCUGUUUACAGAAGACACCGAGCCUCUGGAGUGAGCCCGGCCGGCUGCCUCGACACGCAGGGAACCCACUCCAGACACACCGGCAGCACUCGCCCUCCUCUGCACAGCGUGGCGACAGACGUACCGUUUGAUUUUGCACAUUCCAGUUUUUAUAUACGCAUUCCAAAGUAAAAAAAAAAAAUGCAUUUCCAAAAAAAAACUGAUUUUAGCAAACCGGUGAUGACAAGACUACUAUGAUGGGAUAUUUCCUAACUGUUUUUUUUUUUUUUUUUUUUUUUUUUUUUAGAAUAUUUAAUUUGAGCUUUAAAUCUCUUUGGGGUAGAUCUGUAUUUGGCUCACUUGUCAUGGUUUUAGCUGAGAAGUCGUGAGUUAAUAGCUCAUAACAACUGCAACUGUCCAAGUACAUGGUUUUGUGACUAUGUUUGACUCGACUGUACAGUAAUAUUGCUUGUGUUGAUCUAAUACGAUGUUAAUUAUGUGCAUUUAUAUACUCCUCUCUAAGCUGAUGUGCUCAACGUAAAAUUUUAGGGGGAAAAAUAUUGGAAAGUGGAGGAUUUCAAAUGCUUUAAUCACGUUGAUGAUUGGGGUAUUUUCACAAUUUUCACGAAAUAAAAGACUGUCUUUGGCA